GUUUUUUUCUCUUUCGUUCUCUUUGUUCGUGUUGCCCGAUUGCCAGUCAUGAACUCGUUUCUUCUUAUACUUCUGUUCCAAACUCGUUCACGGCUAGCUUGGCAGAUUGCCGAAGGGGAACGAAUGAUUUUACAAAAGGAUCACAGUAUUAAUUAGAAAAAGACGCUGUUGUCCGCUCAAAAAGUAUGAUCGUCCAUUCAUGAACGAUCGCGGUAGCGGUUUUUCGAAGUUUCAUCAAAUUUCUUGUUCUUGAACGGUUAGUUACGUAACAUCGUUUCCUUGACAAGAAGGAAGUGAGGAAGUAAUUUAACAACAAGUCAAAAAGUUUAUCCGUUCCUUUUUAAACGAAUAAACAGAUGUCUCACGAUCAUAUGGCCCAUAUGAUGAACGUAUCGAGUGGGCAUCCAAGCCACGUUAAUCACGCGUCUCAUGAAUCUAUGGAUCAUUCAAAUAUGGAUAAAAGUAUGAUGCACAGUUCUAUGGAUCAUACUAAUAUGGAUCACGGGAGUAUGAACCAUGAAAGUCACCUUACCGCUGCCACGGAAGCAUGUGGCAAUAUGGGGAUGCACGGUAUGUCGAUGGUCUUCCAUGGAGGAUACUGUGAAAACGUAUUAUUCGAAUCGUGGAAAAUCUCGUCGAUCAGUGGUCUCAUAGGAUCGAUGAUCGGUAUCAUGAUCAUGGCCGCACUUUACGAGGGAUUAAAGUAUUACAGGGAAUAUUUAUUCUGGAAAAUGUAUAAUUCCCUUCAAUACAGAAGCGUCACGAUGCCACAAGAGAAAAAUGUCGUAGCCGAGGAUAACAGAGUCGUACAUAUGGUUGGAGAAGUAAUUCACAAACAACCGCCCACAAUGUUAUCAUGGAUGCAUACGUUCCAAACGUUAUUACACAUUGUGCAAAUUGUGCUGUCGUAUUUCCUUAUGCUGAUCUUCAUGACUUACAAUGUCUGGUUGUGUUUUGCUGUAGUAUUUGGUGCAGCAAUUGGUUAUUUUUUGUUUGGGUGGAAAAAAUCUGUUAUUGUGGAUGUUACAGAACAUUGUCAUUAGUUGUUUAUGUAUUUAAAAUACAUUGUGUUUUUACAACAAAAAUGUACAUCACUGUACAUUGCCGAAAAGUUCAUUCUGACUGGAAGAACUUUGAAAUAAUUACAUGUAGUAUAUGUGUGCAGGAAAUAUAAUUAUUCUAAAUUCGUAUUUACACAAAUAUAUAAAGAAAAUGUUCUCAGUUUAAAUUUAUUCCUAUGCAUAUAGAAUGCAAUUUUCAAUUGUUCGUUGAGAAAAAUAGCGCAUGACUUAAUUAUUAUUGAAUAAAAAAUAUCUAUAAAAUGCAAAUUUGUAUACAAAAAUACUGGAAGGUUAAAUCUUUGAUUUGGAUAGCCAUAGCGCACCUAAUUUGUAAAUAUUGUUAAAAGGUUUAAAUGAGGAAAGUAUCGUAAGAUGGACGCACACUUUUCUCCAAACUUUUAUACGGCCACUUUCAAUUUUUUAUUGUAAUGUAUUUUAUAAAUUAAUCUUAACGUUUGGAAAAAAGUGUGCAGUGAUAUCUUGAACAUUGCAUACAUGAUGUAUUGUUAUAAUAUAACGUUAUCAACGAUUGUAUUAUUACCAAGUAGUCCAUAAACUACUGUUAUUUGUAAAAUAUAACAUAAUAUCACAUGAAAUACAAGAAAAACAUUUUGCCAAUA
This is a messenger RNA of Bombus huntii, 1681 nucleotides long. RefSeq names its product high affinity copper uptake protein 1 (gene Ctr1A). The transcript is spliced from 5 exons. Gene Ontology annotation, molecular function: copper ion transmembrane transporter activity. Gene Ontology annotation, cellular component: membrane. Bases 357 to 1043 code for a protein of 228 amino acids. The record is from RefSeq and is a predicted model, not a curated record. Gene Ontology annotation, biological process: copper ion transmembrane transport. Lineage: Eukaryota; Metazoa; Arthropoda; Insecta; Hymenoptera; Apidae.